This is a messenger RNA of Lampris incognitus (smalleye Pacific opah), 1117 nucleotides long. RefSeq names its product leukemia NUP98 fusion partner 1 (gene lnp1). The record is from RefSeq and is a predicted model, not a curated record. NCBI's taxonomy places the organism in Eukaryota, Metazoa, Chordata, Actinopteri, Lampriformes, Lampridae. Bases 194 to 1117 code for a protein of 307 amino acids. The transcript is spliced from 4 exons.
UAAAGUAAGUUACCUUCAUAUUUGUAGGGCAGUUGGUGUAGUAGACCGGCCAGCUCCACCGCCUGUCCACUACUGCCUGACUAGAUCAGCUACGCGUGGCCUUUGACGAACAAGUGCAACUCUUCGGGGCCUAGACUCUCAUCUUUUUUUUUCUUGACUUGACUCUCAAACAAGCUCCACAGCCAAUUUUAUCAUGUCUCUCAGGCUACUGCCUGCGUUCGUCAUGGACAAUGAGGAAGAUGAUGAUGGUAACUUCACAAAAUGGAUGAGUAGUUACUGGGGUCAUGGAGCUGAAACCGGACAGUCCAGAGAAAGAAAGCGUAGUUUCAGAAGACCAGCAAAAACACGUGUUGAUCGAAGAUCAUCUCUCCCCUGUGUGUCCCAAUUAGACGCCAUGAAGCUGAACAAGCUCCACGCGGCUGCUAUGGCCCCUUCUCCCAUCCACAGCAAAACCAGGGAAGAGAAAGGGGAGGUCAGGCCUCACCCCAGAGCACGCCGUGCCUCCUCAGAUGACAACAGCCGCCUCAAGACGGCCAUUCCAGAGAGCCGCAUCUCCACUAUCCCUGAACUCACAGAGUCAUUUGAGAAACGACUUUCUUUACGCAAUAAGAACACCAUGUCUCUGGGUGAUGAAGAUAAUUUGUGUCUCAUCUGCCAUGAGGACCUGCGAAAUGGUGGAGGGGGAGUCCAAGAGCUGCACUGUACACACCGCUUCCACAAAGAGUAUGCAUGUGAGAUGUCAGGUUCAUUGUGCAUGGCUACCACGGCUGUCAAGGCCUUCCUGCAAACUUUACCCCCCUCAACACUUUUCCACAAGUUGAGCUGGUCUGCAAACCCAUCCACACCUAAACCCAUCCCAGCUGCUGAAGUAUGGAGUCCCCAAAAUAGCUUUGCUGUGGUUGGAGGACAUGACACUUAUAUGAUGUUUUUUGAUCCAUGGGUGUGGAAGGCAGCGCGGAGGUUAGAGCAGAGCCGGUUUGGUAGUAGCAGUGCGACGGCCUCGUGUGAGAUGUGGAGCUCCUUCGAUCAAAGAAGGAAGUCAGUAGACGAACCCUUCGGCAAGGAGCAGAAGUACCUCACACCCCAUCGCCAGCUUUCGCUUCGGAGACAUCGCUGA